ACAGCUGGCCAUCAAAUGGCCGCCGCCUUUUCCUCCAACCGCUGCCUCUGGCGCGGCUGCGGCCGCAUCUACUCGACACGCUACGACCUCAUCGAGCACGUCGAAGCGUACCACAUCGAGACAGACGGAGCCGCCUUUCUCGACGACGCAGCGCAGCCGCCCGCACUGCCGCUCUCUUACAUAUGCCGCUUCUAUCCGCCCGGAUACACACACCGACGACUCCCAACCUCAAACCCAAACCCCAACCCCAACUCCAUACACAAUCCAUCCUGCAAGCUUCCGGUUUUCCAUCCUCGACGCUCAAGUUGGGACUCGGACCUCGACGAAUCCGUCCCGACAGACUACACACACACACUACCAUCACCUUCAUCAUCAUCCGACGGAGUCGACUCCGAGCGACCGUUCGUCUGUCCGAUUCCUGGCUGUCGCAAGCGCUACAAGAACGUCAACGGCAUCAAGUAUCACGCCAAGCACGGCCACUCGCGCGAGCUCCCGCGCGGGAAACUCCACGCGUGCCGAUGCGGCAAGACGUACAAGAGCUCGAGCUCGUUCCGACAGCAUUGCCUCACGCAGCACGGCGAGCAUCCGCAUCCAGCCCCCGGAACGCCCACCACGCCGACGGCAACGACGCCGACGUCGCCGCCGUACGCCGCCACCAUUCCGGCUCCUCCGUACGCCUUUACACAAGCGCCGCACAUCAAGAGCGUCGUGCAAGUUCCGGUAAUGGGCGAAGAGACGUGAUUGUGGCGGGUCGUUGACAUUUUUUCUUUCUUGUUGACUUGACGUUUUGUUUAUUUGUUUGUUUGUUUGUUUGUUUGUUUGUUUGUACUGCCGGUUUAGUGUUUUGUGAUCGACUUUUUGGAUUUUC
Corticium candelabrum is the source of this 868-nucleotide messenger RNA. RefSeq names its product juxtaposed with another zinc finger protein 1-like. The transcript has a single exon. Lineage: Eukaryota; Metazoa; Porifera; Homoscleromorpha; Homosclerophorida; Plakinidae. Gene Ontology annotation, cellular component: nucleus. The record is from RefSeq and is a predicted model, not a curated record. Bases 16 to 741 code for a protein of 241 amino acids.